UAUUAUUUAAAUGGAAAAUACUAGAAAUUGAAAACUUAGAAAACUGAGAAACGGAGAAGAAAAUAUAAAACUGUAAACGGGACCGCAACAUCCCAAACCCUAGAGCUCGGCUUCCAUCUUCUCUUUCAUAGGAAGAGCAAUUAGGAUUCCAAAUUCGUAAUUUGAAAUCGAAUUUUAUGAUGGAGGACUGGGAGGAUGAUAAUAUUCCACCUCUCCUUUCGAAGGAGCAACUUAAAAGUAAAUGGGAUGAUGAAGACAUGGAUGAAAAUGAUGUGAAAGAAUCUUGGGAGGAUGAGGAAGAACCAGCUCCGGUUCAGCAACCUGUAGCAAAACCCCCAUCUGAAAAAGCUUCUAAGAAGCCUGGAGCAAAAUCUACAGAAAAGAAAGGGAAAACUGUUGAAGUAGAACCAGAAGCGUCUGAACCACUAGAUCCUGUUGCUGAGAAACUACGCCAACAAAGGCUAGUAGAAGAAGCUGAUUACAAAUCUACUGCAGAACUGUUUGGGAAGAAAGAAGAUGGGAAGACCCUUGACACUUUUAUUCCUAAAUCUGAGAGUGACUUCAUGGAAUAUGCAGAACUUAUCUCUCAUAAGAUUCGUCCAUAUGAGAAAAGUUUUCACUAUAUUGGAUUACUAAAGGCGGUAAUGAGACUGUCAAUAACUGCUAUGAAGGCAGCAGAUGCAAAAGAGGUUGCAUCUGCUGUAACUGCCAUUGCAAAUGAAAAGCUGAAAGCAGAGAAAGAAGCUAAUGCUGGUAAAAAGAAGACAGGGGGAAAGAAGAAACAGCUGCAUGUUGAUAAGCCUGAUGACGAUUUGGCGGUUGAUACUUACGAUACUCUUGACGAUUACGACUUCAUGUGAUUUCUUCUGAUAUUUAUUUAUUUUAGCCUUAGGCCCCAGCUGUUCUAUUUUCAUUUAUGCCGUGAUUUUGUGUGGAGGGAUAUACACUGUUAUUUUGUGUGGAGGGAUAAUCACCCAUGGUUGGUGGUUUUGUUUUAACCUUAUUUAUAUACAGAAAAAUCAUUUUAUAUUUA
This is a messenger RNA of Mercurialis annua (annual mercury), 1033 nucleotides long. RefSeq lists its product as uncharacterized. The record is from RefSeq and is a predicted model, not a curated record. Bases 177 to 860 code for a protein of 227 amino acids. The transcript is spliced from 7 exons. Gene Ontology annotation, cellular component: eukaryotic translation initiation factor 3 complex; cytoplasm. NCBI's taxonomy places the organism in Eukaryota, Viridiplantae, Streptophyta, Magnoliopsida, Malpighiales, Euphorbiaceae. Gene Ontology annotation, molecular function: translation initiation factor activity.